GGUGUUGUCAGAAGUUGAUUCUCUCUUUCAUUAACAAGAAGCUAUUUUUUGUUUUCCCUUUUUCUUUUUUGUGUACGUAAAAAACAAUGGCAUAGCCAUCAAACAGUUUGUUUGCAACAUCUCAUUGAGGCUUUGAGCUACAGCUCAGAAUCCAGAAAAAAGUAAUAAAUUAAGAAUAAAAAGUCUAUGGUUGUCUCUUUGGCAAUUGAUGAGUAUAUACUCUUUACGAUCAAGUAUUUAACUAGAAUAACAAAAACUGGUAUUUUAACAAUAUGAAUAUUUCAAUUCUCUCUCUCUCUCUCUAUCUGUGUAAAUAUAUCUAUAUAUGUAUAUACACAUUCUAGUGUACGAAAAAGCAAAUUGGUUGUAUUGUCCAAAUUGGCGACCAUCAUCCGAUAACACGACAAGAUAUAUAUAUCCGGAAAGACAUAAUAUCGAUGAGAGCGAUGGAAACUGUUGUCUGUCUCUCCUAUCCUAUAUAGAAAGAAACUUUUGACACAAGACCUUCUUCAUCUACCCUAUCUUAACUCAUCCCCUGCAGAUCAGUACCAAUACCAGUGAAAGAAACCAAGUAUGGGUGAUGAGCCGGUCAAUGUUAAGGAAUAUCAAGAAUUGGCAAGGCAGGCCCUUCCAAAGAUGUACUAUGACUUCUUUGCGGGGGGGUCUGAGGAUCAGCACACACUCAGACAGAAUGUUGAAGCAUUUCACCAAAUCACUCUUCGGCCAAGAAUUCUUGUUGAUGUCAGCAAAAUAGAUAUGUCAACGACCAUACUGGGAUACAAAACUUCAGUACCCAUUAUGAUUGCUCCAACUGCUAUGCAUAAGUUGGCACAUCCUCAAGGAGAGGUCUUGACAGCCAAAGCAGCAGCAGCAUGUAACGUCAUAAUGGCGUUGUCUUUCAUGUCUACGUGCACAAUAGAGGAGGUUGCYUCCAGUUGCAAUGCUGUUUUCUUCUUUCAGUUGUAUAUCUAUAAGAGACGUGAUAUAUCCACUCUGAUGGUGAAAAGAGCUGAAAGCAAUGGAUUUAAGGCUAUUCUUCUAACUGMUGAUACUCCUAAACUUGGUCGUAGGGAAGCAGACAUAAAGAACAAAAUGAUUGCACCCCAGCUGAAGAAUUUUGAAGGUCUUUUGUCGACAAAAGUGGACGAUAAUGAGGGUUCAAAUCUGGAAGCUUUUGCAUCCAGGAGCUUKGAUCCUUCUCUUUCCUGGAAGGACAUUGCUUGGUUAAAAUCCAUUACAAAGUUGCCAAUUGUGAUCAAGGGUAUACUCACUCGUGAGGAUGCCAUUAAAGCUGUGGAAGUAGGAGUUGACGGAAUCAUAGUAUCGAAUCAUGGAGCUCGGCAACUAGAUUAUGUUCCAGCCACCAUUGCAGUUCUUGAAGAGGUGGUAGUUGCAGUUGAAGGACGAAUACCAGUACUG
Cynara cardunculus var. scolymus (artichoke) is the source of this 1419-nucleotide messenger RNA. RefSeq names its product peroxisomal (S)-2-hydroxy-acid oxidase GLO4. Gene Ontology annotation, molecular function: FMN binding; oxidoreductase activity. The transcript has 11 exons. The record is from RefSeq and is a predicted model, not a curated record. The annotation marks the transcript as partial. NCBI's taxonomy places the organism in Eukaryota, Viridiplantae, Streptophyta, Magnoliopsida, Asterales, Asteraceae.